AUGAUCGACCUCGAGCCUGUCCGACUGUACAAAGACGAGCAAGGAGACUCAAAGUCUUCCCUGGCCGGUCCCUUCCAAGGCCUCGCCUUGCACAGCACGGAUGUGCACAAGUUGAACCCUCGCGAUCCGCAUUCCUUCAAAAGACGCCGCGAGGAAAGCACGGAGAGCGAGGACAGAGCGUCAUCGACCGAAAGGGAGAACGACACCACGCAUCCCACAAUGGACGAAGAAGAAGCCGCUCGCGCUCAGGCAGAAGACACGGCUUUCCUCAAGCCGGAACACCUUGCCGGAAUCCCCAUGUCCGCUUCCCUCCACCGUCGCAUCAAAACAUCCAUCGCAGACCUCUACGUGAAGCAGCAACUCCUCCCCGCCCUCAUCCUACUCGCCCACGCCCGUUUGCUCGGCCGGCCCGAACUCGAAAACGCAGCAGACUAUGCCCGGACGGCGCAGAGACUCGCAGAGACACUCGGCGCAUCGAAAGCACUCCACGCCCGCUGCUCAUUCUACAUUGGAUUGGCCGAGCUGCUCCUGUCGCGCAUUAGUGCAAGCGCCAUAUCCCGACCGGAAUCGUUCAACUCCGCUGAUAACUGGCGGGCGAAGUCGCCGAGCUAUCUGCAGCACUUCCAGACUGCCACAGCUGCUAAAGGAGUGUAUGCCGAAGGGCGCUGGGCGGAGGAGUACGUGACGUACUUGAAGAAGGAAGAGCGACAGCCAGACUCGCCUGCGGAUUCAGAGAUGUCACCGCAGAGUCAAACGAGCUGGGUGGGCAAACUCUGGGGCGCGAUUCGCAGGAGGCGAACGCAGUCGCUGGAGUCCUCUGAUGCCGAUGAGGAGUCGAACAAUGCUGGCGAUGAUUGGAAAGUGGCCGACGAAGACCUACCCGACCUCGAUUCCGAGUUUGAAAGCGAUGCAGACGAGGAAAAGGAAGCCAACACCGCCUUCCACAGCAUCGAAAACAUCGACGAUUACGAAUCAACCGCCAUGCCAGGGAGAUACUGCACCCCGUCGCCCCUGAGCCCUCGCUCGCCCAGCCCAGCAGAACCUCUGCUCCCCGUCUUCAGUCCCACCGCCACUCAAUCCCCGCCUUCUACACCCGCCAGUCCCACAGGCCGGACUAUCCGCUGUCGAGUCGUCAGUUUCGUCGACGGCACAGCCGAAAUCACUUCGUCUACGCCCGAACAGCAGGACUCGUCGCUUUCGCAUCGCCGCAAUCGGUCGAUAACGGCGCUCAUCACGCGAAGGGAGAGAUUGCCUUCGCAGGAAGAGCAGAUGGAGGAAGGGCUAAGUCCGUUCAUGGCGACCUUUGGCGAGGAUGUGCGUAAGAAGUUGGAAUGA
This is a messenger RNA of Neohortaea acidophila, 1335 nucleotides long. RefSeq lists its product as uncharacterized. The coding region runs from base 1 to 1335 and encodes 444 amino acids. The record is from RefSeq and is a predicted model, not a curated record. The transcript has a single exon. Lineage: Eukaryota; Fungi; Ascomycota; Dothideomycetes; Mycosphaerellales; Teratosphaeriaceae.